This is a messenger RNA of Ectocarpus sp. CCAP 1310/34, 741 nucleotides long. The record is from the annotation of a GenBank genome assembly. NCBI's taxonomy places the organism in Eukaryota, Phaeophyceae, Ectocarpales, Ectocarpaceae.
AUGAUCAUUCGCUGCGCCCCACGUGUUUCAUAUAGCCACCUCUUUCUGACACAACAGCCCUGCGCGUCGAAGGAGAAGAGGAAGAAAAUAAGACACGACUACAGGUCCGUUCUCCCCGAGUAUGAGGAGAUGACGACUGAGCGUCUUUUCGCAGAGUGCCACGUGGCUACUGGCAGCUUCUUCAUCGACCACAAUCGUUUCGCGCAGGAGGGCGAGAGGUUCAACGAUGUGACGAUCGGAGGGAAGCCUGUUUGGCAAAAAAAACCUAGCGGCCACUCGACUCUACACAACAGCAUCGCCAUCGCGGAACACUUCCCUUCGCUGGCACCGUUGUUGAUACCACUGGAAGCAUUGUGCAAGCCGAGGCCAGGCACUGCACGCCGGUUCAAGAAGCAAAGAGCACAGCAGUACACCAAGUCCGGGCGGCGACAUCGCGACGGCAAGAAUGCGGAAUGGCGGAUGUGUAUCACCGUUCACGACCCGGCUGCGCUGUCGUUGUUCAAGGAACUGGAGAUAGGGGUGGCGGACGCCAGCAAAGUCAAAGACGUCGACGCGAUCGCGAUGGGUACUGCGGGCGCGCUCGAGGCGAACGCAGGCUGCGAGUCGGCGCCCGUCCCUCCCCCGUACCCAGAACAGAUCGGCGUGUCCUCUGGGUCGCAGCAGACAAGUGACUGGCACAAGCUUCAGAAGCAGGAGAACCUGGAGUGCUACACCGAUGACCAGCGAGCGAAAGGUGAGUGA